CACCUCCACCAGUCCACUCCCACGGUGACAGUGGCCAGUUUCCCACCUGGCCAUAGAAAUGACUCCUGCCUCACGAGCCGUCGUUAGUGUAGAGUCCCGCCGGUGAGAGGCUGCAACACUGAGGGGCGACAAUUGAACCCGGAGCGGGUCGGUUCGGUUCGGUUCGGUUCGGUUCGGGUCAGCAGCAGCAGCAGCAGCAGCAGCAGCCAUGGGGGACCAAAACACUGGUUCGGAUGAAGAACUUGGCCAGACAAGACAGUUUGCCAAACAUCCGCAUCAGCAAAAGCCUCCUGCGUUUCACUCCUGGUUUCAGGGACUGCUCAUGCUGUGUCUGCUAGUGUUCGUCGUGUUCUUGGCCUUUUCGGACAGCACCCUGUCGUGGUCCGAAACGUUAUCUAUUCAGAAACAGUACCAGCGUUUUUUCAACAAGAGCAAGCAAGGGCACACACCUGCUUAUCUGAUUCACCCAAAACACAGAGCUUUUCUGAAUAAAAUGAAGGAGAACACGUUACAAACCCCUGAAGGCCUUCAGCACAACACGGAGCCACACACUACACAGCAACAACGCCUUCAGUACCAUGAAGCUUAUCCACACAACUACAGGUUUGUCAUGGAGAACGCCGAGGUUUGCAAAGUCAACUCGCCUUUCCUGGUCCUGAUGGUGCCGGUGGCGCCAAGCAACGUUGCGGCUCGGGACGCGAUCCGGGCAACGUGGGGCAAAGACCAAGUGGUUCAGGGCAAGAAGUUACUCACUCUGUUCGUGUUGGGUCUCGAUAAAACACACGACGUUGAGAAGCUCCAACAGGAGAACCAGCAGCACAACGACCUGAUCCAGAGUAACUUCCUGGACACGUAUCUCAACCUGACCAUUAAAACCAUGGUGAUCAUGGACUGGCUGGCCACGCGCUGCCCUGCAGCCGCCUACGCCAUGAAGGUGGACUCCGACAUGUUCCUGAACGUUGAUAACCUGGUGAUUAUGUUGAAGAAGCCAGGGAUCCCCCAAAAGAACUAUCUGACAGGAAUGCUCAUGUGGAACAGACCCGUUGUCCGGUCCAAGAACUCCAAGUGGUACGUUCCCGAGGAGAUGUACCCUGAGCCCCAAUAUCCCACAUACACCCUGGGAAUGGGAUACGUCUUUUCCAACGACCUUCCCGCUAAAUUUGUGGACGUCUCGAAAUCCAUCAAACCCUUUAACAUAGAAGAUGCUUAUAUUGGGAUGUGCAUUAAAAAGCUCGGACUUUCACCGACGUCUCCACCGGACCCAUCGCAGUUUAAGGCGUAUAAUUCUAAGUACGAUCGCUGUGAAUUCUCUAAGGUUAUUACGUACAUUAUUGGCUCUGCGGAAAAUUUGAAAAACUUUUGGGCAGACUACAAGAAGCCUGGACCUCACUGCUAAAGCCGUUCGCACAACGGAUGCAGCGUGAAAUCCCUCAUCGUGUAACUUAUUUCUAGAUAUUCAGCAGGUUGAAAAGGGGAACGGCAAUAAACUUUUAAAAAGAAAAGAGUUUUUUGCUUCAAAUCUCGUGAAGCAAAGCUGUAGUACAUGUUACAGUUGAUCCGGCAGGAUGUGAACCACUACUGGAAUUGUUGUGCAAUUUCUUUUAAAAUGGUUUCAUAUGCUUUUCUGAGCCUUUGUUAUAUUUUAAAAAUGGAAAUUGCAUAGAAUGCACUGACUGUUAUUUAAACAGAGAUGCUAGCCAGCACUUUAUCAACUAAUGGAUGUCAAACUCCAAAACUAACAUGUCAACAUGAAAAAAGGGCAAGGACUUGUACUUGAAGUUAGCACAACAUAAACUAGUAAAUUCAACUACGACUAACAGAGAAAAGGUUGCAUUAUGUUGGCUGUGUCCACUGAACUAAAAACAUAAAUCAACUGUGUUCCUGUCAAAGGAUUUUAAACGAUGUACCUGGGAUUUUGAAGUUUUGUGAGUUUUGUAUUUGAUUUGUUUUUAUUUUUAGCCACAAUUUUCCACAUGUUCUCCAGAUUUGUUUCUAAUUGUUCUGUAUUUCGACUGGGUCAUCCUAAAAAACAAUAUGAGAGUUUCAUAUACACCAUUAUUGGUAAUUAUACAUACGGGAUUUUUAUGUUUUUUAUUUUAAAUACUCCCAAACUGGUGACGUGACGAUUCCUUGUUUAUCUGCAGCUUUCUUUAAACACUGUAAUUUGUUUAGUUGUUAAUCAGUUGUGUUUGGGAAAUCAGAAAUUGUUAGAAGGAAGUCUAGCUCUCAACACGCACUUGUAAGAAAAAAAAAAUCAAUGUUGCAUGUAGUGCCUUCAAAUCUAAACUUAAAUUUAAUGCGGUGCUUGCGUAUGGAAAGUAAAGCUUAAAAUGUUUGUAAGA
Molecule: messenger RNA, 2342 nt
Organism: Xiphophorus maculatus (southern platyfish)
Lineage: Eukaryota; Metazoa; Chordata; Actinopteri; Cyprinodontiformes; Poeciliidae
Product: beta-1,3-galactosyltransferase 2-like
Exons: 2
Coding region: 209-1396 (395 amino acids)
Cellular component (GO): membrane
Molecular function (GO): N-acetyl-beta-D-glucosaminide beta-(1,3)-galactosyltransferase activity
Source: RefSeq, a predicted model, not a curated record